Molecule: messenger RNA, 378 nt
Organism: Ostreococcus tauri
Lineage: Eukaryota; Viridiplantae; Chlorophyta; Mamiellophyceae; Mamiellales; Bathycoccaceae
Product: unnamed product
Exons: 2
Coding region: 1-378 (125 amino acids)
Source: RefSeq, a predicted model, not a curated record
AUGACGGCGACGGAGACGCGCGAGCGAUUAACGCGAUCGAGAGAGAUACACGCGCGAAUCGCCGACGCGCUGGACGUGGAGGUGGCGCGGCGACGGCGGUUGAUGGAGGCGUUCGCGCGCGCCGGGACGGCGCCGCCGCGGGAGGACGACGACGCGCGCGCGGACGCGCGCGCGACGGUCGACGCGUCGUCGACGGUCGAUCUCGAUGCCCCGGAUGGUGAUUUGAGCGAUGUCACGAACGCCAAGGCGGCGCUCGCGCGGUCGCAGGCAAAGGCGAGGAUGACGUUGGCCGAGGCGUCGAAGACGCGCGCGAGAAACGACGCGUUGGAGAAAGCGCUCGCGGACGCCGGCGUGGAGAUCCCGCGAGCCUGUGAAUAG